CUCAUGAUGGCUCCUGCGCUCGCGUCGCAUGGUCUUUUUGUUGUUGUUGUUGCCGCUUUUCAAACGGUGAAUUUGUUUAAAUCGCAACGCGCGUGUAAAUCGUAGCUGCUUUUACUCGUGUCGGAUCCUCCGCGGGCAAAACCAGGAUGGACAGUUAUCGAUAGAGCAACUCAUCCAGUGUAUGCAGCUGUGUUCUGUUGAUUGACUGGAAAUGAAUAAAAUCAGGGACAAUACCUAAUACAGAGUGUAAGAUUGUCUGCCUAUGAUAUGGUGUCCUGAUGUGUUCUGAGCAACAUAUUGUGGAGGUACAGUGCUAUAACAAUUGCUUGCUGACAUGGUAUUUUCCCAGACAUUUCCCAAACUGUUGUUGGAAAAAGACUUGAGAAUGUCUAAGUUAAAAAAGCGCAGCGUGUCGAGGUUGCUACAACCGGAAUAUUUCUGAGAGUUUUGAAAGCCAUGGAUAGAUGUAAGCAUGUGGGGCGGCUGAGACUGGCCCAGAAUCACUCCAUUUUGAACCCCCAGAAGUGGCAUUGUGUGGACUGCAACACCACCGAGUCUGUUUGGGCCUGUCUUAAAUGCUCCAAUGUGGCGUGUGGCCGCUACAUCGAAGAGCAUGCACUCAAACACUUUAAGGAAACUCGGCAUCCGCUGGCCAUGGAGGUCAAUGAACUCUAUGUCUUUUGUUAUCUCUGUGACGACUACGUGUUGAAUGACAAUGCCACAGGGGACUUAAAACUGUUGAGAAGCACGUUGAGUGCAAUAAAGAACCAAAAGUACAGUUCGACGGCACGCAAUGGCAGGGCACUGCGAUCUUUGGCUUGUGGGGCAUCUCCUUGUACUUUGCAGAAGGGCAAGAAGGGGCAGACUCACAGUAUGGAGCAGAUGUUCACUGCCCUCUGGCACAGGAGGCAGUCUUUACUAACGAAGGCGAUGCGCACUUGGUUUGAGCAGACCACCAGCGGUAAGCGUCGACUCGAGGAGAAGCGGCUGCAGGAGGAGAUGGAGAGGCGGAAGGAGGAAGCGAGGAAGCGCAGGCAGGAGCUGAAACGCAAGUUCAUGGAGGAGCUGGCCAACACUCCUCCGAGGAAGAGCGCGCGGAUCCUAUUUCAGAUUCAGAAGGAGGAACAUAUCUCAAGAAAAUGCAAAAAACCAACUGUAAGAAAGGUGCUACUAACUGCCCCUACCUCAAAACGACAAAGGAACAAAAUGAAGCGCUAUUAUGCUGCCAGGCGUAAGCCCGUGGUAACACCCGGUGUUACGGGUCUAAGGAACCUGGGUAACACCUGCUACAUGAACUCCAUCCUGCAAGUGCUGAGCCACUUGCAGAAGUUCAGAGAAUGUUUCUUAACCCUUGAUCUCUGUGAGACUGAAGAAUUACUGGCCAGGACCACGAAUGGGAAAACGAGGUUGUCCAACAAGGUCACUCUGGGGAUUGGUCCUGCUCAUUGCUUAGCGGAAAGAAAGGAUCAUGUGGGAACUUCAGGGAGAUACAGUAUGCCAUCUGGUUUGAACGGAGGUGCCUCGGUGGCCAGGAGCCUGGAACUGAUUCAGCCCAAGGAGCCUAGCUCGAAGCACAUCUCUCUUUGCCAUGAACUUCACACCCUCUUCCGAGUGAUGUGGUCUGGGAAGUGGGCUUUGGUGUCCCCGUUUGCUAUGUUACACUCUGUAUGGAGCCUGAUCCCAGCGUUCAGGGGCUACGGUCAGCAAGACGCUCAGGAAUUUCUCUGUGAGUUAUUGGACAAGGUGCAGCAGGAGCUGGAAUCGGAAGGCACAAAGCACAGGAUCCUCAUUCCAUUCUCGCAGAGGAAGCUCACCAAGCAGGUUCUCAAGGUGGUGAACACCAUCUUCCAUGGGCAGCUGCUCAGUCAGGUCACAUGCCUGACAUGCAACUACAAAUCCAACACAAUUGAACCAUUUUGGGAUCUUUCACUGGAAUUUCCAGAGCGAUAUCAUUGUCUUCAGAAGGGUGCGAACCAGCAUAAAGAAUGCACCCUUACAGAAAUGCUGGCAAAGUUUACAGAAACCGAGGCGCUGGAGGGGAGGAUUUACGCCUGCGACCAGUGUAACAGGAAACGGCGAAAAUCCUCACCAAAGCCUCUCGUCCUGACAGAAGCUCAAAAACAGCUAAUGAUAUAUAGACUACCUCAGGUCCUCCGUUUGCACCUUAAACGAUUCAGCUACUGUGUUUUUAGGUGGUCUGGGCGCAACCAUCGUGAAAAGAUAGGGGUGCACGUCAGCUUCGACCAGGUGUUAAACAUGGAGCCUUACUGCUGCGAAGGUUCUUCCUCCAUUCUCGGCAAAGAAAGCUUCAUCUAUGACCUCUCGGCUGUGGUGAUGCAUCAUGGGAAAGGAUUUGGCUCAGGACAUUACACUGCAUACUGCUACAACACCGAGGGAGGAUUUUGGGUCCACUGUAAUGACUCCAAGCUAAAUGUGUGCAGUGUGGAGGAAGUUUGCAAGACCCAGGCCUAUAUUCUCUUUUACACUCAAAGAACCGUGCGGAGCAAUGUGGAGUUUGUCUCAAAAAUGCAUUCUGAACCUCAGGUGCCAACUCGGAAUACAGAAAAGAACAGGAGACUGACCUUCCCCUGAAUAUAAAUCUUUACUGGAAUCCUCUGAAGCCACCAGGCAUCGUCCGGCGGGAUUCACGUUGGGGCUGAUUAAACGCUGUUGUGUUCUCAUGUGGGCUACACAAAAUGCCCUAGGGCUCGUUUACUGAAGCGUAUAUAGCUUUCCUAUGCAUACAAUGGUAGGGUUUAAUUCUGUACUUGUCAAUUAAAAAAGUGGUCUUUUCAAAGUGUCUAUCUGCCCCAAGCAGGUGAUAUGGCUGUCUGCUAUAUUAACAGUCUUGCCGUCAGGUCUCUCUGGAUAUUAUUUCCAUUGUUGUAGGUUUUGUCUCGUAAUUUGUGUUACUAGUUGGUCUUUCAAUGCCACCAUUUCGCACUCUCAUCUUCAUCCUCCAUCUCCCAGAAGGUGCCUUUGUUUGCCACUUGGUUCAUUCAGUGAUGCAGGUACACAGGUUUCAGCAUUUUCCCAAUGUAAAAGACGUUCCCCCGUGGGGCCGAUCACUGACUGUGUUCACGCAAUGAUCCAGGGGCUGUCCGGCCUAUCACACUGAAUGUUCACUACUUAGCACAGGCUCCAGCAGACCCUCUACGACUGACUGCCAAAGUCACAGAGCAACAGGGAAGCCUUGUCCUUUUUGCUCCCGCUACGUGACUUCACACUUCCACCAGAAAGACUUGCGUUGUGAUGAGUUACUGUCACAGCACCAGUCCGCUUGCCAGGGACACCAGCAGCUCCUCCACGCAGCCCGCGAGGAAGUCACCUUCUAUGGUAAAGUGAAACCCCGGCCAGAUUCAAAACACGUGAGUGUUGGGAGCAAACGUGGGUGAAGUGAUUUCGCACUAAUGGUUCCGUAAUGAGGCUGCUGGAUUUUAUACAAGAGUAGGAAUUGUUAGUAUUAUGGACAAAAGAACUCUGCCACUAAGGCAGUGUAUGUGUAGCUGAUCAUGCAGCUCUGUAAAUGUAAAUUAAGAAUUUUUGAAAUAAAUGUGGGAGAUUAAAUCAUUUUUAUUCAAUGUGAUCUUGUGUGUGAGUAUUGUAGAUUACUGGUUUUUGCUUCUGAAAAUUGUGAGACCUCUGUGUUCACUAUAUUUUGGUUCACAGUAAGGGUUUUGUAAGAUGCAGGGGACAUUGUUCAGAACAAAAUAGGAAAUGCAACAUUUGACUGCCCAGUCGCCUGUAAAGUAAAAAGUUUAAAUGUCCACUGAGCUUUCAGAGAAGUGUACCUCAAAGGCCGGUUGUUCCAGAGGGGUUGAACAUAGACGGCUAGAGUUCCUGUGUUACACACACAAAAUGCUGGAGGAACUCAGCAGGUCAGGCAGCAUUUAUGGAGGGAAUAAUCUGCUGAGGCAGUCUUGAUGAAGGGUCUCGUCCCCCAAUUUCUGGCAUUUCAGGCAGCAAUGGUGGUCCUUCAUCUGUGAUGGGGUUCAGGGCAUCCUUCAUUGUGUCAGUAACUUCCUCUCUGUUUUCACUACGGUCAGUCAUGCAAGUCCCAGGUGGAGACUUGGGAAUACCGUCACUCUCAGAUGCAGGAGGAUUAUUGGAUUCUUCAUUGCCAUUUCCUUAACAGUUUUGUUUCACCAGUCAGGGUUGUUAGCCGUGGGCUGAGCCCCUGAACCUGGAGGACCAGUGGACCACUCUUAGUCUGACCUCUACCCUUUGACCUGUUUGGCCUGGGUGACCCUACCAAGAGCCAAAGCAUAAAGUCCUGACUCCAGCCAGCAUAGCUCUCCAAGUCAUUGAAGCACACAAGUCUCCAAACCACGACAUGGUUGUGGUCCUCUUGGAGGUUGUCCCAAAAUGUUGACUGUUUAUUUCCCUUCCACAGAUGCUGCCCGACCUACUGAGUUCCUCCAGCAUUUUGUGUGAGUUGCUCUGCAUUUCCAGCCUCUGCAGAAUCUCUUGUGUUUAGGAGUUCCUGUGCUCGUUGAUGGGGUCAGUUAACUGGUGUGAUGGUGGCAGUAUCCCAGGACUGGAUUGGUGCCGGUCUCGGUGACUCUUGCACGAAGUUGUGUGCGUGCUGUCAGUCAGAUCCGGGUGAUGCGGGAUGCGCAGGAGAUACGCUUGUUCAAUGGGAGUGCAGCAUCAGAGAAGGGAAAUAAGCGUGUGUUAGUCGCUGUGUUAGCAGUUCAGAACCAAGAACUGCUCUUGGGUUUUGGUACUAGGUUAGUGAAGGAUUAAUGAAAUACCUUUUGUUUCUUGACUUUUUGUACUGUACAGCAGCUAAUUUAGGUAUAGUUUCAUCAGGGUUUUCAAUAUUACUGAACUUGUUGUUUGUUUUUGCACGUGAGUGGUUUCAAGAUAUUAAAAAUCUAUCUCUCCGUCUUUAUUCUGUCCUGAAAGCACUCACUCAAACUAGACACUGUGCCAUGUCUGUGAAAUAGAUCUCAGCCAACGUCCUUUUCUUAUCCUCCGUCCGACAGCUUAAAGUGCAAUCGUUAGACAACACACUGAAUGGCCACUUUAUUAGGUACAGGAGUGGAAACCGGAACGACCGUCUACUGCUGUAGCCCAUCCACUUCACGGUUCGACAUGUUGUGCAUUCAGAGAUGCUCGUCUGCACACCACUGUUAUUUGAGUUACUGUUGCCCUCCUAUCAGCUUGAACCAGUCUGGCCAAACUCCUCUGACCUUUUCAUUACAAGGCGUUUUCACCCACAGAACUGCUACUCAUUGGAUGUUUUUUGUUUGUCACACCAUGCUUUGUGAACUCAAGAGUAGGCGUUCCUAACCUUUUAUAUCUCAGGGACCCCUACCGUUAACCAAGGGGUCCAUGGACCCCAGGUUAGGAACCCCUGCACUAGAGACUACUGUGCAUGAAAAUCCCAGGAGAUCAGCAGUUUCUGAGAUACUCAGGCCACCCCGUCUGGCACUAAUAAUCAAACUCAAAGUCAAAACAAUCACAAUCAAAGUCACUUAGAUCACAUUUCUUUCCCAUUCUGAUGUUUGAUCUGAACAACAACUGAACCUUUUGACUGUGUCUGCAUGCUUUCAUGCAUUGAGUUGUACCAUGUGAUUGGCUGAUUAGACAUUUGCAUUAACAAGCAGGUGUACCUAAUAAAGUGGCCAGUGAACGUAGAGAAGGCAGUUCAGUGUUUGUGGAGACUAGACGUUUAAUUUCACUUCCCAAUUUAACUUCCCCCAUGUUCAUUAUUGCAUUGCAAAGCAUCUCAUCUUAAUCACUCCUUCCCCCUCAUGCUUUCUACCAUAAAACUCCUUGAGCUUUAUUUGUUUUCAAUAUCCACUUUCACUUCAUGCAGCCGGUUUGAACAGGUUUAAUGCCUUUUGCUCUGCUUCUUGUAAGGUGAUUCAGACCGCACGGGCUGCUUGUUACAUGGCUGACUACUUCAGCAGUAAAAGCACUGUAUUCUUUAUUCACCCUCUGUAUGUCCCUUCUCUGCCUCGCGGCAACUGCAGCGCUCUCGACAAGCAACGAUGCCAAUGCAGAAUAUAGAACAGUACAGCACAGUCCAGGCCCUUUGGCCCACAGUGAUGUGCCGACCUUCUCUCGUACUCCAGGAUCAAUCUAACCCUUCCCUGCCACAUUGCCCUUCAUUUCUCUGUCAUCCAUGUGCCUAUCUUAGCUAAUGUGUCUGUCUCUACCACUGCCCCUGGCAGUGUAUUUCAUGCACCCAUCACUUACCUCUGACAUCCUCCCCUGCACUUUCCUCCCAAUAACUUAAAAGUUUUGCCCACUUGUAUUAGCCGUUUCUGCCCUUGGAAAAAGUCUCCGGCUGUCCAGAUGUUCAGACCGAACAUCAGAAUGGGGAAGAAAUGUGAUCUAAGUGACUUUGACCGUGGCGCCAGAUGGGAUGGUUUGAGUAUCUCAGAAAAUGCUGAUCAUCUUGUAUGCUUCAAUCAAGUCACCUCUCAUCCUCCGCCUUUCCAAAGAACAAAGCCCUAGCUUGUUCAACGUGUCCUCAUAGGACAUGCUCUUUAACCUAGUUAGCAUCCUGGUAAAUCUCCUCUGCACUUUCUGUAAAGCCUCCAUGUCCUUCCUAUAGUGAGGCACCCAGAAAUGAACACAAUUCUCCAAAUGUGGAUUUUAUGGAGCUGCAACAUUAUCUCAUGGCUCUUGAACUCAAUUCCCCCGACUAAUGAAGAACAACGCACCAUAAGCCGCCUUAACCGCUCUCAACUUGCACAGCAACUUUGAGGGAUCUAUGGUCGUGAACCCCAAGAUCCCACUAUUCCUCCACACUGUUGACGAAUCCUGCCAUUAGCCCUGUAAGCUGCCUUCCAAAGUGAAGUGAACUUUUCCGGAUUGAACUCCAUCUGCCACUCUCCCAGCCCAGCCCAGCAUCUUGUUAAUGCCCCAUUGUAACCCACGCCAACCUUCGUCACACUCCACAACACCGCCAACCUUCGUAUCAUCUGCAAACUUGCUAACCCACCCUUCAACUUCAUUUAUAAAAAUCGCAAAGAGCAGGGGGUCCCAGAGCAGAUCCCCAUAUGCAAACCUUUUGCAUUCUAUCGGUAUUAUCAAAAAGGCACAAUUUGAACCAUAUCUCAGCAAUAAACUGGAUCAGCAAUGAUAAACCCAGUGAAUGUUUUAACUGUGAUGCAGAAGUGCUGGCGUUGAAUCCAGAGAGAUCACUGUUUUUUUUCUAAUGUGAGUCUAAGUCCACUCAUCUGUGAGUCUGUGCUGAAUGCAAAUCUUUACACAUCAAUGAGAGAAGGGCUGGUCCCUGCGUCUGGGACCCACAUGUUAGUUGUAACUUUGUCCCCUGCAUCUGUAAUCCACUUAGAUGCACAAGAGCUAUAUGGGUUUCUGUAAACGAGUCCUGAGCACACCUAACAGGUACGGCUAGUGCUUGCUUUGAAGGUUUUUUAAAAUCUCCUUUUACCCUUUCGGAUUGUGCGACUGGUUUUGUGUUGCGUCCAAUUUCCUUUGCAGUCCUGAGACAAGGUUGUAAUCAGCGGCUUUUUCACAAGCACUGGAACUGUAUGUGUUCUUUUUUUUCCAGCUCGACACUGGUUUUAGGUGGAGCUUCAGACUAAUAAACUUUGUCUCAACACAUUUCGGGCAAGAUCUGUAAUACAAAGUCGGUGCUAAAGAUUCAAUUAAUCGAAAGCUCACCAUUGUCUAAGUCCACACGAAUAUGUAAGACGUAACAUUUUAUUUUACACCCUCAAGAUGCCCCUCAGUUAAAAUCCAGUUUGCCUGUUGGUAGUAGUGAACAGGAGGGAAUGUGAAGUCAGGGGCACAAGAGAUUGCACAUGCUGGAAUCUGCAGCAACAAUCUGCUGAAGGAACUCAGCAAGUUGUGCACCAUCUGGUGGGGUGUGUGGUUUGGUAGAAGAAAUUGUUGACCAUUUAUGACGAGGCCCUGAAUCGGGAUCAAAUCCUGACCAGGAACAUUAACAAUUCUCUUCCCCUGUACCCCCACCUCUCCACUACCACCACCCCAUGGAUGGGAUUUUGGUGCUUGACCUGCUGUGUUCCUCCAGCUGAUUGGUAGUUGCUGCAGGAGGAUUUAUUAAAAUAAAAUCUCGCACUAGUGCAGCCCCCAAACUAAGUAUUUUUCCCCUUGAGUCUUCCUCUGUAGUUCAUUUUGUCUAUGGUUUCUACUGCAGUCGAUAGUUGGUGCGAAUGUCCCAAAUGGCUGGGUGUCAAAAUUACAGAGCAGGAUCCUACCAAUUAACUCCACGAUUAAAACUGAAAUUACCUUCCUUAGUUAUUUCUACAUUUUCUCCGGAUCCUUUGAUACCUCUUCCACUGUUUCCCCUCCUCCUUUAAAAACUAAAUCACUGGAGGAAGACAGUAGGCCAGGCAGGGUCUGUGUGGGGAAAUAUUGCAGUCGGCCAUUUCAGUUCAAGACCAUUAAUUUUCUGCAAGAUGCAGAUGUGCUGAAUUCCUCUAGCAUUCUCUGCGUUGCUCCAGGUCCCGGUAUCCGCCAUCUGGUGCAUCUCCUUUUCAGUGCAAAGCUUGAAUUCACCGUCCAUCGCAGCCUUUUGGAGCAAUGUUCUGCCAACGUCCGCUUGUGGAUUAACAGCAUCUUGAUUUCACCCCCUAAUGAAAACUCUUAUUUUAAAAUUAAUUUGCGCCACAUAAAAUCCAUGAAACUGCCUUUCCCAGCAUCUAGUCUCCGGCCUUCAAAUUUCCAUGAUUUCUUUUGUGCCCACAGCUGUAAUCCUCUAAUUCCGGCCUUCUGCUCUUUCACUGUACACGGCUGUAACUCCGUCUGUCUCAAGACCUAAGCUCUGGAAUUAAUGCUUUAAACCUCUCCAUCUCUGUUUUAGUUGUCUGAAAUCUUGUGUUGACCAAACCUUGGGUAAGCUCGUUAGUCUCAAAUGUUGGCUGAUAGUAUCACUGUGAAGUGGUUGGGGGAGAUUUACCUUGUUAAAGUUAUCCUAUCAAUCCGUGCCAUAGGAAAGAACUCUGUACUCAGAGAAUCCUUUAAACGACUUGAGCACUGUUUUUAUCUUCACAUUUUGCAUAAAUCAGGAUUAUUGAAAAGAUUAUUGUCUGCUUUUAAUUAACUUGCUUACUCAGAUUGAGAUUACAAUUUCCCCUCUAUGCCAUUAUAAAUGUGUUUGAAUUCAAAUUACUGAACAAUUUGGAUUCUGAAUGAUCCGAAAAGGACUCGUUUUGCACAUCCUCUAAGAUUCAUCUUUCAGAUCUAAGCAACUUAGGGACAAAUAUUGGUUAUAUGUGUACUGGUGGGAGUCCAUUGUGGCAGAGAUGGACUGAUUAGUUUCAUUUUGUGUGUUGUCUACAUGUCAGAGCAAUGGAAAGGGCUGUAGUUCUUUUUACCUUUUUAUAGAAGAUUUGGCUCAUCUUUUUGGGAAAGUAUUGAGGCCUGUAAUUUUUUUUAAAGUCAAGCUUUAAACAAGAAUAUCCAAAAUAGGGAUUGUAAUUUUAACGUUCUGCCACAUGAUGCCAGCAGUGAGCAUUCUUAAGUUGUGUCUGAUCUAUGAAGCAAUAGUUAUAUUGAACUACAAUAUUCAAAAAAAGUUCUUGAUGCGAGGGGAGGGGUGCUGAAGAUAGUCUUUAAGAAUUUUUUCUUUAUCUUUAUUUAAAAUAAUUCCCCUUCUCGUUUUCAUGAUGUGCUCCUACCUCUAACAGAACACACUGCCCAUGUGUUCCCCGGUGACAGAUUAUAAUUCCCCGUUUGCGGAAUUGUCUUGUAAGGAAUGUAGAAUUCUCCCAUUUGUCGACCUGAAUACAGUUCUCAAUAGCUGCUUCAGCAUUAAACCCAUCUGUCAGCUGCAUUGGAAAAUUGCAUUUGCUACCUUUUCGUACGUGUUAAAUAGAAAUUUACCGUAAAUGUACUCCUCUUCUGAACCCCCAUUUGCUGCAUUAAUAUAAGGGGUUGAUAGCUUUUGGUUAAUCUGUGACCUGCUGUAACCUGUUAGACAUUUCAGUCUACUGCCUAAGCUAGACAUCUCUCCUCAACAGCAACAUCGCUCUGUAAUAAUUACACAUUCUGUUUCCCAGUGUUCGCUUUAAAUCCUCCUGUUCGUUUUGGUAAGUCUUGUUGCAUACCUGACUAGUUUUCCUAGACUCUCAUUCAUGUUAGUUUUAUUUUUAAAUUAGAUUAUAGCCUACUUGUAGACGGCUUGAUAUUUUUUGAAAAUAUAUUAAUUUAAAUGUUUCCAUUGUCGUGAACACUACAAUAAUUGGUACAAAGAGAAUUGUAUCUAAGACUUUGACAGGUAUAUUGUAUGUUGUACUUUUCGUUUGUGAGGACUGUCUUCAUUCCCUUCACGCACUUGCACUCUAUACUGCGGCAGCUGAGACGAGCAUGUAUUAAGCCUGGAGGAGACACAGUCUUUAUUGUGAAUACCCACUGUCACCUUACAACUUGAUGUCAAGGACUGUCACCUUCUGGAUUCAAACAACACAAGACUGUGAUGGUGCUGACUGCUCUUUGCAUCUGUGAAUACGAACUGUUCUUAACCAGCAGAUUUUAAAAAGAACACAUAUAUACUAGUGUACAUUUUUGUGAACUUCAUAAUGUAAUAUAUACAUGAAGAUUGUUUUUUUAAAAAAAAUUGUCUGGUUUCUUUUAUGUCAUUGUUUUUAUAAAAACAAGGUUUUACUCAGGCCUUUUGUUACCAGGUCCGCAAGGAGGUGUCGUCCAAGUUCCCUCCUAUCGUUUACUGCCCUGCAUUUGGAAAGCCCCAGAUACACAGGCAGGGGGGUGGGGAGGGGAGGGGAAGGCUUCAAUACCAUCCUGAGGAGACCUCUUUUGUCAUUAAAUGGAAAUUAUAACAAGGCCAACUGGUUAGAUUUCAGUUGGUCCUAGGGCAGCCAAGUAAACGAUUGGUCUUUUUUUUUGGCAUCUGUUAUCCUCACAACCGCAAUGGGAGGUGCCCAGAAAUCAGAUGCAUGUGGUGGGUCUGGGACGGGGAAGAAAGCACCAGCUUGUACCCAGUCCAGUUGGCGCACAGAAUAAAUCCGGGAGCUUGUCAAGAUUUGACCGUUUGAACUGAUUGAAAGCUGCAAAAGACGAGGUAAAUAGAAACCAGCUUCACCAUUGUGGACGAGGUACCUGUCAUUAUUUUCCGUAUAAAGCUCCUCAGCUAAUUCCAGACUGGAACAAGCAUACUGGUUUCCCCGGAUGAGAUUCGCCGCUGUGUUAAUUUUACAAUUCAAAGGUUUUAAAAUUUUUUUUUACUCGGUGUUGAAUAAGUCCAAUGUUGUUAACGUGGCUGAUGUUGUACAGCCGUGUAAAAAGUUAUGUGAAUAGGAGUGCAUUUUUAAAUGCUACUCAGCGAUAUUAACCAGCAGAACGUUAUUAGUCUGAGUUUCAGAACAAUCACUGUGUGAGAAUAGUUAGGCUGACAGCACAAAAUAUUUUAGGAGGAACAUUCCAAAUUUCAAUCCUCAUUCCGGAUUUGCAAAUAUUUAUGUAAAUGCCUGUGUAAAUGGGGCUGGAGAAAUGUCCACUCAAGAAGAGAAAAAAAUUGUUUUAAGCACAUGCAUGAGUUUAUUUUUUUGUUUUGGGAUUUUUUAUAGAUAGUGCCAUGAGCCCUUUGAAGGCACGUGGUAGCAAGGAGUGUGGCUGGAGCUGCUCGUGGAUCGUAUCGUUAUGUUGGAUGUUCAGUAGCAGGUUCUAAAUGUUAGAUUAGGGCACUUUGUGUGUUAGCAAAUGUGGCUUGGUAUUUACAGCACAUUGAAUCAGGGUGCAAUCCCGUACUGUCUUGGUAUGUCAACCAAUCUGGAUUUCAUAUCCUGUGAUCUGAUUUUUUUUUAAUAGAAAUGAUUUUUCUAAACUUUUGUCUUUCUACAUCUAUUGUUUUGUAAGUUAAAAGUUCCUAAUGAAAAAAAAAUAAAGAGUACAACUUUAGAA
Molecule: messenger RNA, 11862 nt
Organism: Mobula hypostoma (lesser devil ray)
Lineage: Eukaryota; Metazoa; Chordata; Chondrichthyes; Myliobatiformes; Myliobatidae
Gene: usp49
Product: ubiquitin specific peptidase 49
Exons: 8
Coding region: 457-2592 (711 amino acids)
Biological process (GO): protein deubiquitination
Cellular component (GO): cytoplasm
Molecular function (GO): zinc ion binding; cysteine-type deubiquitinase activity
Source: RefSeq, a predicted model, not a curated record